AUGGAUGGCGUACCUAGGGGGGAAAGGGGGAGAGAACGAUCCAUCCCGGAUGUCACCCGAUUGGGGGUGUCACCCAAUUGGGAGUCAAAAGAGCUACAACAGUCCAUGGAGUUGGACCACGGUGACGGCGACGGGCGACUGACCGCGGGCCCCGCGCGGGCCGCCGCCCGCGCUGUAGGCCGGGGGCUGGGCAGGGGUUUCAAAGACUCUACACUAACU
Brenthis ino (lesser marbled fritillary) is the source of this 219-nucleotide messenger RNA. The record is from the annotation of a GenBank genome assembly. NCBI's taxonomy places the organism in Eukaryota, Metazoa, Arthropoda, Insecta, Lepidoptera, Nymphalidae.